This is a messenger RNA of Lolium rigidum, 474 nucleotides long. RefSeq names its product E3 ubiquitin-protein ligase EL5-like. Gene Ontology annotation, biological process: protein ubiquitination. The coding region runs from base 1 to 474 and encodes 157 amino acids. The record is from RefSeq and is a predicted model, not a curated record. NCBI's taxonomy places the organism in Eukaryota, Viridiplantae, Streptophyta, Magnoliopsida, Poales, Poaceae. The transcript has a single exon.
AUGUCGAGCUCUGAGAUGGACUCGUCGUCGCUGGACAGCCAACUCAGGUUCGACGCGUACGCGGUGCUGGUGGCGUUCGGCGUGGCGGCCGUCCUCGUCGUCUGCUUCUGGCAGCUCUACAAGCUCACCGUGUCCGCGCGCCCGCAGGACAUGCUGCCCGUCUCCUCCUCUGGCUCCGGCGGCGGCAAGGCUCCGAGGCAGAGCGACAUCGCGGCGCUGCCGGUGUUCGUGCACGGCGGCGCGGCUGGCGUGGAGUGCGCGGUGUGCCUGGCGGAGAUGGCGGACGGGGAGAAGGGGCGGCUCCUGCCCGGUUGCGGGCACAGGUUCCACGUCGAGUGCGUCGACCGGUGGUUCCGGACCAACUCGACGUGCCCGCUCUGCCGGGUCGCGGUCUUCGGCGAGCCGAGCGCGGUGGAGGCGCACAAGGUUGUCCCCGCGGCUGCUGCCCCUGCCGUGGCUGUGCUGCAAGUUUGA